AUGGUAUAUAUAUCAAAUGAAUUGAUACAUAAUAGAAAGACUUUACCAAUAUAUAUGAGAAAUAUUCAUUUUGUCUUAAUGCCAAUUGUAAAUCCCGAUGGGUAUACAUAUUCAUAUGAAAACGAUAGGCUAUGGAGGAAAAAUCGAGUUGAAACGUCUAACAACAGUUGUAUAGGAAUAGAUUUGAACCGUAACUGGAAUUUUGAUUGGUACAGUGAAAACUCUGGUGAAAACUGUUGCUCAGCAUGUUACCAAGGACCAACUCCAAACUCAGAAUUAGAAAUAAAAGCAAUCAUUCAGUUUAUCUUAAAUAAAUUGACUAAAAUAAAGGGGUUUAUAACAUUACACUCAUACGGACAAGCUAUUGUAUUUCCUUGGGCAUACACUAGAGAUCAUAUAAAAGACUAUGAAAAACUUCAGAACAUAGCUACAUCCAUGUCAUUAAAAAUAUUUAAAAAAACUUCAAACAUCUAUACUGUUGGUCCAGCAAGUACAGUGUUAUAUAGAGCAUCAGGAACGUCAAUAGAUUGGAUGAAAGGUAUAGCAAAUAUUAGAUAUGUAUUUGCAUUGGAAUUAAGAGAUACUGGUGCCAAUGGUUUUAUUUUGCCUACUUGUGAAAUAAUACCAACAGGUCAAGAAGCAUUCUGUGCUGUUUCUGUACUAGCUAAAAUUGUUGAAUCUGAUAACCAAUCAAAAGGAACAUUUUGUAGGUCCACGCAUUCUUUGUUUAGUAUUAUAUUAAUAAUUUUUUAUUUCAAUUAA
Molecule: messenger RNA, 762 nt
Organism: Macrosiphum euphorbiae (potato aphid)
Lineage: Eukaryota; Metazoa; Arthropoda; Insecta; Hemiptera; Aphididae
Source: the annotation of a GenBank genome assembly